Molecule: messenger RNA, 477 nt
Organism: Carya illinoinensis
Lineage: Eukaryota; Viridiplantae; Streptophyta; Magnoliopsida; Fagales; Juglandaceae
Exons: 1
Coding region: 1-477 (158 amino acids)
Source: RefSeq, a predicted model, not a curated record
AUGUCUAGGCAAAACAUGCGACGCCCGCAAUCCUCAAACCGACGCCAACCGCUCCUACCGACCCAAGCGUCAUCAGGGAAGUCCCGGCUAGCUGAGGUAGCGGGAGGCACUACCGCCGAGUGUGCCGCUGUGUGCUGCUGCUGCCCCUGCGGGCUUGUGAACCUGCUGUACCUGGCCAUCUACAAGGUCCCGUCGGGGCUUUUCCACCGCGCUCUGAAGAGGAAGCGGACUCGGCAGCUGGUCAAGAAGGGCCUGCUUCCGCCUCGGCGCCACCGGUACUUGUGCGGGUACGAUGAGACCGGGAUACAGACUCACCAGGUGGUGGUGGUUGACGGCUUGUCGCCGGAGAUAAAGUCGAAGCAGAUGGAGGAGUCGGAGAAGGAGGUGAUGAAGCUGGAGAAGGAAAUGUGGGAGAGGUACUUUUACGGUACUGGGUUUUGGAGAAGUCCUUCCCAGAGGGAGUCACCCCAACGAUAA